This is a messenger RNA of Mytilus trossulus (common blue mussel), 1790 nucleotides long. Its product is annotated as adhesive plaque matrix protein 2-like. The transcript has 17 exons. The coding region runs from base 27 to 1790 and encodes 587 amino acids. The record is from RefSeq and is a predicted model, not a curated record. NCBI's taxonomy places the organism in Eukaryota, Metazoa, Mollusca, Bivalvia, Mytilida, Mytilidae. Gene Ontology annotation, molecular function: calcium ion binding; Notch binding.
AUUGAACUUCGUAGUGAAGUGGAAUCAUGUUCAAGAAAACUAGUUGUCAAUUUUAUGGUAUAGUUGUGUCCAUUUUAUUUUAUGGGAUCUAUGAAAUUGAAUGUGGUCAGUUAUGUCUUGCUUGUAGUGAAAUGAAUAAUUUAGAUGACUGCCAACAAUUUGUAAAAUGUGAUAAUGACCAGAUUUGCUAUCAACACAAAUACAGAACUGAACAAAACCUAACCAGAUAUGAUACUGGCUGUACAUACCCUGAUCUUUGCACCAAACGACAUGCAACCGGAAUAAUAUUUGGAAAACGAAACAGUCAGCACAGUCAUAUUAUUUGCGAGAGUUGCUGUAAUGAAACCUUACUUUGCAAUAGAAACACAAUGUGUAAUAGUCUCACUGUAGCUCCCAUCCAGAGUUGUCUUUCAUGCAGCGGAGUUUCAGAUCCAUCAAGAUGUAAUACAACCACACAAUGCCUGGACAAUGAAAUCUGUUACCUACACAAAUACAGAACAACUUUGAACCAGGAAAGAUAUGAUUUAGGAUGCAAGCAUUCAGCGCUUUGCCUUCAUGGACAAAUCAACAAAUUUGGACGUCGGUCAUCGAGUGCUCACCACAUGAUUUGUGAGAGUUGUUGUAGUGGUACUUCAAAUUGUAAUGGUGAAUUGCAGUGUGUCCACAAUAACCAGAAGACAAUCAAUGCAACGUGUAUAUCGACCAACGAAUGUAAAGGUAACCUGAUUUGUUCCUCACAUCGUUGUCAAUGUCCAACAGAAGAUUACUACUGGAAAGAAAUAAAGUGUUAUAGCAAAAAAAAAUACAAUGACCAGUGUAACUCAUCAAACGAAUGUAGUGAUUCGUUACUUUGUGACCUUGGUAAAUGUCAUUGUUCUAAUACAACACACUGGAAUGGGACAUUCUGUAUACAAAACACACCAUGUAGUUCAUCUCCCUGUGUCAAUAAUGGUGUAUGCAUUGACGUUGGAAGAUUCUACAACUGUUCAUGUCCACCAGGAUUUUCUGGUCACAACUGUGAAAUGACACCGUGCAGCAGUUCUCCUUGUCUAAACAGCGGAGUUUGUUAUGUUGUAAACAGUGAUUUCAUAUGUGUUUGUCCAAAAGGAUACUCCGAUAUCCGGUGUCAAGUUACCCCUUGCGAUAAGAUGGUAUGUUUGAACGGAGGCAGAUGUUUAUCAGCAAAUGGUACUGCUGCUUGUAAUUGCAGAUCUGGAUUCUCGGGAACAGUUUGUCAAGUUACCCCAUGUUCCUCUAACCCUUGUAUGAACUCAGGCUCUUGUUUGAUACAGAAAAGCAAUUACAGCUACACUUGUCGGUGUCCGAAUGGAUUUCUAGGUGAACAUUGUGAAGUCUCACCGUGUUCUCCGAAUCCAUGUAAAAAUUCUGGACAAUGUGGAAUAGUGACAAAUAACGACAGCUAUAUUUGUCACUGCCAAAACGAGACCUUUGGAGACCUCUGCGAAGUGUCGUACUACCAAACAAUUUACUCCUCUGGAUAUCCGUCCAGAUAUGUUAAUGGUGUUCAUCAAAGUUGGAUACUUUAUGCCGAAAUUGGAAGUACUAUUAGAAUCAAAUUCCGUGAUUUUCAUACAGAGAAAUGUUGCGACCACGUUACAGUUCACGAUGGAAGAUAUACCAACAAUGAUACAUUAGCAGAUUACACUGGAUCUAUGCUGGGUGUUCAAGUGAACAAUUCAACUGGACAAUAUAUGUUAAUAGACUUUAAAGCAGAUGGUUCUAAUGUGGAUGUGGGAUUCAGAGUGGAUGUUUAUAAAGUAAAAAUAUGA